Vavraia culicis subsp. floridensis is the source of this 784-nucleotide messenger RNA. RefSeq lists its product as uncharacterized. The transcript has a single exon. Lineage: Eukaryota; Fungi; Microsporidia; Pleistophoridae. Bases 1 to 777 code for a protein of 258 amino acids. The record is from RefSeq and is a predicted model, not a curated record.
AUGGCAAAUGAUUACCAGACCUUACGCAAAUUCGCGUUCAAAUUCAAGUUCAAAAAACGAGGGUACAAGCCGGAUCAGGGCGUAAUCGACAUGUGCAACAGGCUGGCAACCACGUAUGCAAAAGUCCACAAGAAAUUGAAAAUGUACAACAUACUGUACGAUCCUGACAAGAACGAGCGCGAAAACAUGAAGCGCACCAGUACUACCGAAAAAAUAGUGGACAAGCUGCUCGAUUUCUACAAGGCCCUGGACCACGUGAUCAAAGAGUUUGUAUCUGCCGUGUUCUUACGCCCGAACACACACGAAAUAACGUAUAUGAGAGGCGUGCUUGAGUAUCUCAACAAUAUUUUACGCAUUUGUUUCCGUUUCGAUCACGACCGAAACAACUAUGAAUCGCUGUUUCACGACUUUUCAUUAAGAAAGCAGCUUACGCCCGUUGCCACACAGUACACAAGAGAAUAUCUCUUUCAGACAUCCUUGUUUUGUGCUUGCAGCAUGCCUAUGGCCACACUUUUUGUUACUCAGUUUGUAUCACCUGAAAAGUAUAUAAAAAACGAUUUCUACUGUAGGAAGGAGGCACUGCUCAUGAACAAGCAGAGGAAACGGUUCAUGUAUUUAAUUUGUUGUAUAACGAGGAAAGAGAAGAAUUUGAGGUAUUGCUUCCUGUUUUUUAGUGGCACGUAUUGCAAUUAUUACCAGUCGGAAUAUGUUGAGUACAUAGCAAAGGAAUUGGAGAAGGACAAGCGUAAGUACUUUAUGGGGAUGAAGAGAAUAUAAUGCAAUG